Molecule: messenger RNA, 429 nt
Organism: Symbiodinium natans
Lineage: Eukaryota; Dinophyceae; Suessiales; Symbiodiniaceae
Source: the annotation of a GenBank genome assembly
AUGGCUGCACCCUUGCAGCGCCUGAGCAGCACGUACCUGGUCGAGCAGGCUGUGCUCGGCGAGCAGUCCAAAGUUGUUUGCCUGCGAUUCGGGCAAGACUUUUCACCGGAGUGCAUGAAGAUGGAUGAGGUGCUAUCAUCUGCAGCACAAGCGGUGGAACCGGCGUGCAGUAUCUACGCAGUGGACAUGCGCGAGGUGCCAGAGUGCGUCUCGGAGUUUCAGUUGACAGCGCCUGCACAGCUGAUCUUCUUCUUCAGGGGGAAACCUCUGGACUUGGAUCUGGGAUCGGGUCCGCAGAAGAAGGUGGAAUUCACUCUCAGUAGUCGGCAGGAAUUCCUGGACCUCGCUGAGGCAGUAUGCCGUGGUGCACAGCAAGGCAUGCAGCUCAUCGUGGCGCCCCGAGAUUAUUCCAUGCAGUUCCGGUACUGA